Molecule: messenger RNA, 1002 nt
Organism: Torulaspora delbrueckii
Lineage: Eukaryota; Fungi; Ascomycota; Saccharomycetes; Saccharomycetales; Saccharomycetaceae
Exons: 1
Coding region: 1-1002 (333 amino acids)
Source: RefSeq, a predicted model, not a curated record
AUGAUCAACAGUGCUACAAAUUUAUCACAUCCUACUGAGGGCGAACCUAAGCACAGGUUUACUUCAAAAAUAUCCUCGCCCACUAAGAGAACUCUGAAUAAUAAGAACUAUCUCGCGGAAGAUGCGCCUGCAUAUCAUUUCAAGCCCAACCUAGAGGAAGAGCUAAAUGAUAAAUUGAAGAUAUCGUCUUUAGAAGUGCCUGCUGACUUCAAGAAGGAUGAGAAUCUAGAGCCCUUACCCCAAAGACAGCAAGGAUUCCCCAAUAGAAAUUAUAAAAAUAUUUUAGAAACCAAUGGAAUGCCAUUGAGACACGGGUAUCCUUAUCAGCCACGCCAUGAUACUAUAUCGUCUGCGCCCGACUAUAGAACUAGACUGUCCCCCACAAAGAACUCCAAAGCUACAAAUUCGAAGUCUAGGAAUCCUCGCUGUAAAGAAAAAAAUGACGCUUCCCAAGUACCGACCUUAAACAAGCUAGAGAAGGAUAAAAUCAUUGCAUCUCGAUACUUUUCGCCACCAAUUGAUCUGCGAAAGAUGAAGAGAGCCGAUGGGAAACUCAGACCAAUAAUUUAUGUGACUUCGAGUGGAUCAAAGAAUCUUACCAACUCUAAAAUUUACAGACUCACAGUUCCCUUAAUGACAUGCGACGAAAGCCAUCAGGUGGUUAGAGAUGAGAUUGAGAAUAACAGACACAGAUACCGCCAAACACAACCAUUGCAUCGCAAUCAAGCUCCUGCUGAUGACUUUGGGGAGACAGUACCAAAUCUGCGAAACACAAAGAAAACUGCUACUUUAAGAAGACCUUUACUGGCGGGUUCUUCAUUGAACGACAGCUUCGACUUAAGUUUUGACGGGAAAGCUCUUGAUCGAAGUGAUAUUUUCCGCAUGGUGGACUCUUUCAGUGUGGCUCAAUCGGAUGACGAGCCAGAAGAAGAUAAUAAUAACAGUUCCAACCUUCACUCCAAAAACGUUCUACCGGCUGAAAUGACAAGCUCUGCUUUUUAA